Messenger RNA from Letharia lupina, 615 nucleotides. RefSeq lists its product as uncharacterized. The record is from RefSeq and is a predicted model, not a curated record. The coding region runs from base 1 to 615 and encodes 204 amino acids. The transcript has 2 exons. Lineage: Eukaryota; Fungi; Ascomycota; Lecanoromycetes; Lecanorales; Parmeliaceae.
AUGUCUACUUCCAGCCCACUCAUCCCCGGCAUCUCGAACGAUCAGCUUCAGGGCAUAAUGGCUCUAUUUCAAGGCAUACUAAGAACUGAAAUGGCCAUAUUCAGAACUGAAAUAAGAACCGAAAUAAGAACUGAAAUGGGUCAACUACCCAUUCAGCCAGCCACUCAGCCAGUCACUCAGCCAGUCACUCAGUCAUCCACUCAGUCAGCCACUCAGCUAGCCACUCAGUCUGAUACUCUACAAGAGGAAGAGCAAGAGAAGGAGCAAGAGGAGGAACUACAACAGGCAAAUGCGGAGAACACUGCGGAGAACACUGCGGAGAACACUGCGGAGAAAGCAAGCGACAACAAGGCCACCAUCAGCAAGAACACGGCUCAGCUCUCCACAAUCCCACGUCAUAUGCUCUCCACGGUUCCACGUCAAAUCACCACUCAGCAGGCGGAGAACGACACUACAAUUUGGCCUGCUAUCUCCACAUGCCUGGGCAAUAUCACAUUGUGGUACAUCACUGCAAUGAGCACACAAGAGAAGGAUCUACUGCGUCGAUCACAGCCAAUUGGGCCUCUGCAGGAGGACAUCGGACGAUGCAUAUUUGGACGAAUUGAAAUCGUCUGA